UGUGUGUGUGUGUGUGUGUGUGUGUGUGUGUGUGGCUAAAUGUGCUUUUCAAAGUGCUGAGAGGUUGAUGGGAAUGUUUGAUUAGCUCCUCUGAGAAAAGAGAAAAGUUGCUUGGACCUCUCCUUGUUUCUUCUUUAGAAUAAUUUGGAUGGAAUUUGUGAUGCAGAAAAGCUUAAGGAAAAAAGGAUAUCCAUUCUGUGUGGUGGAAAAUUUUUGAAAAAAAAUUGCUUUCUUCAAACAAGGGUGCCAUUUUGAUAUUUAUGGGGAUUGUUGUCCUCACUAUGAAGGCAUCUGUUAUUGAAAUGUUCCUUGUUUUGCUGGUGACUGGAAUACACUCAAAUAAAGACACGACCAAGAAGAUUAAAAGGCCCAAGUUCAAUGUGCCUCAGAUCAACUGUGAUGUCAAAGCUGGAAAGAUAAUCAAUCCUGAGUUCGUUGUAAAAUGUCCAGCAGGAUGCCAAGACCCCAAAUACCAUGUUUAUGGCACAGACAUCUAUGCGUCCUACUCCAGUGUGUGUGGUGCUGCGAUUCACAGUGGUGUGCUUGAUAAUUCAGGAGGGAAAAUACUUGUUCGGAAAGUUGCUGGACAAUCUGGCUAUAAAGGGAGUUAUUCCAAUGGCAUCCAGUCGCUGUCCCUGCCACGCUGGAGAGAGUCCUUCAUCGUCUCAGAAGGUAAACCCCAAAAGGAUGUAACCUACCCGUCGGCUCUUACAUAUUCAUCCUCAAAAAGCCCCACUGCCAAAACAGGUGAGGCCACAAAGGCCUAUCAGAAGCCAUCAGUUCCAGGAACGACUGCACAGCCAGUAACCCUGAUGCAGGUAACGGGAGCCACUGCCAGCGAAGCCAGCCACACCAGUCUGCCAAAGCCAUCCCCAUCUGCAGUUUCUACCACCAGCAGCCUCAGAUCACAGCCCAUGGGCCACAGGAGCUGGGAGCUGGAUCUCUGGUCUACCAGCAGCGAUGCAAGUGGCCAAAACAGCCCCCGCGCCAAUGCAGGGGAAAUGGACUUGUGGAAACCUGGAUCGGUCCUUUUAGAUGCAGGAUUUGUUCCAAAAGAAGAAUUAAGCACACAGUCUUUGGAGCCAGUAUCCCAGGGAGAUCCAAACUGCAAAAUCGACUUGUCAUUUUUAAUUGACGGGAGCUCCGGCAUUGGCAAACGUCGAUUCCGAAUCCAAAAGCAGUUCCUGGCUGAUGUUGCCCAAACUCUUGACAUUGGCCCUGCUGGUCCACUGAUGGGUGUUGUUCAGUAUGGAGACAACCCUGCUGCCCAAUUUAAUCUCAGGACUCACAUGAAUUCCCGGGAUCUGAAGACUGCCAUAGAGAAAAUCACCCAGAGAGGAGGGCUUUCUAAUGCAGGCCGGGCCAUCUCCUAUGUGACCAAGAACUUCUUUUCCAAGGCUAAUGGGAACAGAGGCGGGGCUCCCAAUGUGGCAGUGGUGAUUGUGGACGGCUGGCCCACAGACAAGGUGGAGGAGGCUUCGAGGUUCGCAAGAGAGUCAGGAAUCAACAUUUUCUUCAUCACCAUCGAAGGUGCCACUGAGAAUGAGAAGCAGUAUGUGACAGAGCCCAACUUCUCGAAUAAGGCUGUGUGCAGGACAAACGGCUUCUACUCGCUCAACGUGCAGAGCUGGUUCAGCCUCCACAAGACCGUGCAGCCGCUGGUGAAGCGGGUCUGUGACACUGACCGCUUGGCCUGCAGCAAGACGUGCCUGAACUCCGCCGACAUCGGCUUUGUCAUCGACGGCUCCAGCAGCGUGGGGACGGGCAACUUCCGCACCGUUCUCCAGUUUGUGGCCAACCUCAGCAAGGAGUUUGAGAUUUCAGACACAGACACGCGAAUCGGGGCGGUUCAGUACACCUACGAGCAGCGGCUGGAGUUUGGAUUUGACGAUUACAAUACCAAGUCCGACAUCCUCAAUGCCAUCAAGAGGGUGGGAUACUGGAGUGGUGGCACCAGCACGGGGGCUGCCAUCAACUAUGCCCUGGAGCAGCUCUUCAAGAAGUCCAAGCCCAACAAGAGGAAGUUAAUGAUCCUCAUCACUGAUGGGAGGUCCUAUGAUGAUGUCCGAAUACCAGCCAUGGUCGCCCAUCACAAGGGAGUGAUCACCUAUGCAAUAGGUGUUGCAUGGGCUGCACAGGACGAGCUGGAAGUCAUCGCCACUCACCCUGCCAACGACCACUCUUUCUUUGUAGAUGAGUUUGACCACCUGUACAAAUUUGUCCCCAAGGUCAUCCAGAGCAUUUGCACAGAGUUCAACUCACAGCCUCGGAACUGAAUUCAGAGCAGGUAAAGCACCAGUAAAUGCUGCUUUCCCAACGGGCUCUGGUGCAACCCCCAAUGCUUUAUGGGGCAGCAGGUCAUGUAGGGCUUAGAGAACGGAUGUGCUAUUAUUAUUCUCUGCCAGUGUGGUUUUGCAUGCUUCAAGAAUUGAGGUGAGGAAGAUGAUCAUAAGUUUAUAGAAUGAGGCGAAAUGAUACAUCAUUUUGAGGGUGCUGGGGAUUUACAUUUUGACAAUUGUUUUCAAAAUAAAUGUUCAGACUAGAGUACAGAACUUAGGACAGGCUUAACUAGAGUUUUGGUGAGGUUUUUUUCCAUUUUUAUUUCUAAUUAGGAUUCUGUAAUCCUCAACAAAUUUCACUUUUACUAUGGCAGUAUAGGACUUGCUUAAUUAAGUAUUUUAAAGGGUUACAUGCAAUCAUUCUGACUGUGUCAGGGAGAGAUGGAGAGUGUUCACAGGGUUUGUGGCAGGACCGCUCUCCACACUUCUCAUUCCCAGAGCACCUGCUACACACUCACUCCCAGCCCACAGUAACAACACAACCAUGGGCAUGCAGAGAAAAUGUGGCAGCAGCAUAGCCACUCCUGAUUUACCUCCUCUUCUCUAUUAUCUGAUUCACUGUAUACUGCAUCCUAUAGCUUUAGGAGCAGUUGAGGAACGGCCCUGGAGGAUCAAGGUGAUCUGGCCCAAUAGCAGUGCAUGAGGCUGCUGCUCUUAGCCCAAGCUGCAAACUUAGAAUCUCUUGGGAGACUAUGAUGCUGGUUCCCAGGCCCCAUUCCAAUAGCUAUGGAAUCUGGAUCUAUGGGGCUGAAGCCUGAGCAGUGGCAUGUUUGAAGAGCUGUCUGGUAACAUUGCUGUGCUGCCAUGGAUGGAGAACCACUGAGCUACUUCUGAGCGGUCAGUGUGAUAGCGAUUUCCUGGGAGAGCCCCUGUUUAUGCCUGUUGUCUUGGGUCCCACCCAGUGUUCGCAUUUGCGCUGCAUUUGUCAUUUGUUAACCAGAUUGUAUCAUUAAUAGUUGCGUUACAAUAAGCCAGGACGGGGUUUAGUUGAGCUCCACUUUUUAUUUCCAGCUUCUGCCAAGGAUUCAUCUAUUAGGAUAUGAAGUCUGUGUGUGAUGGGGGGAGUGUUCAAAAUAAUCAUUAAUAAAGAUGACUUACUUAACAAAUCA
This is a messenger RNA of Nyctereutes procyonoides (raccoon dog), 3448 nucleotides long. RefSeq names its product vitrin (gene VIT). Gene Ontology annotation, cellular component: interstitial matrix. Gene Ontology annotation, biological process: extracellular matrix organization; positive regulation of cell-substrate adhesion. The coding region runs from base 261 to 2276 and encodes 671 amino acids. The record is from RefSeq and is a predicted model, not a curated record. The transcript is spliced from 15 exons. Lineage: Eukaryota; Metazoa; Chordata; Mammalia; Carnivora; Canidae.